GAGGAUCUAUUCCUGUAAUGCAAAAUAGCGUUCCUAGACCUCACUGUAUAUUGAUUGAGAAGCAGGUGCUUCGCACGUCUUUAACACAUUCACUUCAAAACUAUUCAACAAGAAAGGUGAAUAUAGGAGAGGCAGCAAUCGAAUUCAUCUUGUAGCAGCAAGGAACCCAGGAUGGCGGAAGAAAUGAAUGAUGAUACUCAGAACGCUAUUACAGUAUUCAAUAUGAUCAACAGAAUUCGAACGAUUUCAAAACGUGAAACCCCAAAGAAGAGCGUAUUAAAGAGGAAUAAAUCAUCAUCAGGGGCGAUGGCUUCUGGCAAGAACCCACCUGCCGCGCCGGUACUCAACUUUCCAUCGAUGGCCGGAUUUAGAACGAUACAAGGCAUCAAGUACCUCAACUCGUACCGUCUGCACUCCAAGAACCCGUUCCACACGGAAAAAGUGGAGAAAAUCCUGCAGGAUGUGAUGGACGAGCGCCUCAAUCAACUCGUCUACGAGCCGACAGUCUGCACCAAGCUCUGUGUUGACCUCGCAGCCGAUAUCCGCGCCAAAGUCAAAGCCUUGCAGUUCGAAAGGUACAAACUAAUUUGCUUAGUCCAAAUCUGCGAGAAGAAUAACCAGAGUGUGGUUUCACAGAGCAAAUUUCUUUGGGACAGUGAAAGAGACAAAUAUGCAGUCUAUAGUUUCGAGAACUCUACCUUAUUGGCUGCAGCAUUGGUUUAUGGAAUUUAUUAUGAAUAGAAAAUAUCACUUAGUAUUUGAGUGUCUUCAAGGAAAAUUGAAAAUUGUUGACACGAUACGGUGCCAAUGAAAAUAGCGAGAAAUAAAGGUGGUAAUUUAA
Molecule: messenger RNA, 841 nt
Organism: Nilaparvata lugens (brown planthopper)
Lineage: Eukaryota; Metazoa; Arthropoda; Insecta; Hemiptera; Delphacidae
Product: tctex1 domain-containing protein 1
Exons: 5
Coding region: 172-741 (189 amino acids)
Biological process (GO): microtubule-based movement
Cellular component (GO): cytoplasm; cytoplasmic dynein complex
Molecular function (GO): dynein intermediate chain binding
Source: RefSeq, a predicted model, not a curated record